Messenger RNA from Lampris incognitus (smalleye Pacific opah), 1183 nucleotides. RefSeq names its product putative nuclease HARBI1. The record is from RefSeq and is a predicted model, not a curated record. Lineage: Eukaryota; Metazoa; Chordata; Actinopteri; Lampriformes; Lampridae. The coding region runs from base 49 to 1176 and encodes 375 amino acids. The transcript has 2 exons.
GUCAGUUAGUGGGCUCGUAUUUUGUUUUGCUUUUACUGAUCAGCCGCGAUGGCUUUUGCACCGGCGCCUGCGGUUUGGUUUGUAGUUCAAGACGAGCUGAUCCGGAACGGAGCCGCGGACGAGUACCCGCCCAAAAACGUUUUCGAUCAUUUCGACGACGAGACUUUAUUCGAGACUUUUCACCUCACGAGGCCCUGCAUCGAUUUCAUCACGGACAUCAUCAGCCUGAGCUUGAAGGGGCCAAAACCGAAAAGCCACCCGGCGUUCUCCGUGGAGGGCAUGGUCAUGACCGCCCUCAACUAUUACGCGCACGGCGUGUGCUCGGUCUCCAUCCAGAAACUCGGCAUCUCCCUGUCGGACUCCCCCGGAGUCAUCCGCGUCGUCUCCAAAGUGCUAGCGGGCAUGGCCGACCAGUUCAUCACGUUCCCCCGCGCCGCCGGGGACAAAGCCAACAUGGGCACGAUGAUGGAGAGGUUCUGCGGGAUGCCCAAGGUGCUGGGGGUCCUCGCCGGCGCGCACUUCAAAAUCAGAGCCUGCCCCUACGAGAAGGACAGCUUCCGAUCGUUCAUCAACACGUUGGGCUACACGUCGGUCACCAGUCAGAUCGUGUGCGACGCUUACGGGAACCUGCUCAGCGUCGAGAAGUGCUGCGUGGGCAGCACGCCGGAGCAGGAGAUGUGGGAGUCUUCCUCCAUGAAACAGGAGAUGGAGGACGCGACGCACGGACAAUACUGGCUUAUCGCGGGCAGAGGGUACCACUUGAGUAAACACGUCUUGACGGCUGUCUCCCAACCCCUAAACGACAAGGACUUCUCUUUCAACGAGGCCCACAGCAAGAUCCAGGCAGUCAUGCGUAAGACUCUCUGCUCACUCAAGAGGCGCUUCAGGUGCUUGAUGCAGCUGGGAUUUGCCAAAGAAAACAGUCUGGACAGAAAGACCGACAUAAUCCAUGCCUGCUGUGUCCUAUACAACAUUGCUAAGAAGUUCUCCGUCCCCGCGCCGCCCAUGGUUGGUAAAACUGAGCCUACGCACCCUGGGAAACAGUACCAGAUGCCUGUAGUACCAAUCAGUCCAGAGGCUCUGGAGGCCAGACAGGAGCUCAUCAAUGCCAGAUUCACUGUUGUCCCCCAAAGCCAAAAAACAGUCUCUCCCAACAGCACUGCAGAGGGUUCAUGAGGAUUGU